Messenger RNA from Pogoniulus pusillus (Red-fronted tinkerbird), 3490 nucleotides. RefSeq names its product V-set and transmembrane domain containing 4 (gene VSTM4). Gene Ontology annotation, cellular component: membrane. The transcript is spliced from 8 exons. Bases 64 to 1029 code for a protein of 321 amino acids. Lineage: Eukaryota; Metazoa; Chordata; Aves; Piciformes; Lybiidae. The record is from RefSeq and is a predicted model, not a curated record.
GGAGGAGAGAAGGGAGGCAGCUCGGCAGAGAGGAAAGGGACGGGACCCGGCGCCCCGCGGGCCAUGCGCCUCUUGGCCACGGCGCUGGCCGCCCUGCUGGCCACAGCCCCAGCCCCAGAUGUUUGUGAGGCUUUAAACGUAACAGUCUCUCCAGGACCAACAGUGCGAUACUCUGAGGGAGAUAAUGCCACCCUUUACUGCCACAUUUCUCAAAAGAGAAAGACAGAGAAUUUGCUGGCUGUGCGCUGGGUCUUUGCUGCAUCACCAACCCAGGAGCACCUGAUGAUCAAAAUGACAAAGUUUGGGUCCGUUCAGUAUUAUGGAAAUUAUACUCACCGUUUCCACAAGCAAAGACUUCAUCUUCUUAAAGAGAAACAUGGAACUAUAUACAAGUUUCUUAUUCUUAGCCUCCAGCAAGGAGAUCAAGGACAUUACAUAUGCAAAGUCCAGGAAAUUGGCAAACACAGGAAUAAGUGGACAGCGUGGUCAAAUGGCACAGCAGCUACUGAAAUAAGAGUGAUUUCAUCAAAAUCUUCUGAUGAUCCCAUUUUAAAGAAAAACCAUGAAGCUUGGAAGUUUUUUGAAGAUUUGUACGUGUAUGCAGUGUUUGUGUGUUCGAUAGGAAUCAUCAGUGUCCUGCUUUUUACACUCGUCAUCCUCUGUCAGUCAAUUCACAACAAGAGGAGAUCCACAGUGAAGCAUUACCUGGUGAAAUGCCCCCAGAACAGCUCUGGGGAGACAGUUACCAGUGUGACAAGCAUGUCCCCUCUACAGCCCAAGAAGGUAAAGAAGAAGAAAGAGAGAGAAAAGUUGGAGCAGCCUCCAGCCAUCCCAGCAAAAGUUCCAAUAGCCAAUAAUUUUCCUAAGCCCAAGCUCUUGAAACCUCAAAGAAAAUUGACCCUGCCAAAAAUCACAGAGGAGAAUUUAACAUAUGCUGAACUUGAACUUAUGAAGCCUCUUCAGGAAGCCAAAGGCACUCCCAGUACGACAGUCUACGCACAGAUACUCUUUGAGGAGAACAAGCUGUAAUAGUUCAUCCCUAUAUAAAUGUCCUUUGUCUGUGUUCUAUUUAAUUCCUGCUGUGCUGUUUAUUUAUAAAAAUCAUACAAAUAGCCUUUUUUUUUUCCAAUCUCCAUUCAUGGACUUCUUCUAUUUUUCUAUGAGACUUCAAAACAAAAUGUAGUGGAAAGCAAUUACAGAAAAGCACCUGGUCUGCAAGUGUCAUCUCAGAGACAUCCUUCAGAAUGUCCACUCCUCUAUUUUAAAUGGACCUGGGCAUUUUUAGCACGAGACAUUAUUUUUUCUUUGAUGAUAAUAUGAUGAUUCCAGCUGCAAACAUCAACAUCUUGGCAAGCCUCAGGAGUAGUGUCAGGAUUCAUGCACAUCAGCCUGCUUCUGAAGACAAAGACCACUGACCAGGACAUUUGUCAAUUUAAUCCUGUUUUUCCCAUCAUAAAAAAAUAUCCAUUCAGUAAAGCCAAGACUCUUUUCCAACAGCAAAGGAAAAGAUAAAAUUACUUUUAUUUUAAAUUUUUUUCUCUCCAGAAACAGUUUUAAAAGUUCUGGUUUCUAUAUUUUUAAAUUCUUUUUCUAAAUGGCAUUGUCUUAAAAAAAUACAUUACUGCUAGGAAAGUUCUUCUUAAGAGCUUAAAGUCAAACAUUUCAAAACAAUCACAAGGAAACAUUUGUAGUUAAUCCCCAAUGAUUUAAUGAAGACUAUUUACAGCUGAGGAACAUUUUCCAGGAUCUGAUCUUUUUUCAGUUCUGACUGGGAGUAGGGAAGAGUUGAUAGUAAAUGAAAGACUUUGACAGAACCAGGACACUGCUUUUGGCCUUGAUUUAGUCUGGUGCUUCCAAACCUGAAGAAGUCUCCUCCUGUGGUCUGCAUUACUGAACUGCUGAUCUAGAGGGGGAAGAAAGCCACAUGCCUUUUCUUUUAGCAUGGAACAACUCUGUAGGUCCUGCUCACUUUGGAGUUAUUUCUUUGGAAACACCAUGGCUCAGGAGACAGUGAAAUGAAUCUCUUCCCUCUUGAUAACCAAGAAGAGUCUUCCAUGUCCUUUGACACACAUUCAUGGAAAAUGAGCCAUUUGUGGCAUCCCAGGUAUUUCAGUCAUGGAGGAUAGCUAGGCUGAUGUUUUCAGGUUCCUAAAUCUCCAAAUUCCACAAAAGCUCAGGAAGAGCUGAAUAUCCAACACUGCUCAGCUCCUGAGUGAUAGCAGAGUUGAUGGAGACAUACAAGCACGAGCUCUUUAGCUCACCAUCAGGCCAUGGAGAUUUGAUACUUGCCACGUGCCAGCUUCUCCUGGUCUGGAAGGGAGCCCCUUGACAGCUGCUCAUUCAGCAGUAUUUAGUGUGGAUUUUGGAGUAGCAUUUGCAAGCUUUGAGUUUUGAAAUCUUGACUAAAGUGAUCCAAAUUUUUUUCCUCCUUUACAGCUCAGGCCUUUUUCGUGAUACAGCAACUUUUCCCCAGGCCUCAGAGUACAGCUGGGAACCAUCACAGGAAUGCUCACGUCCUUAUUCCUCUUACAGCAUGGGAGUGCAGGAGGGGAGGCCAGGGGCGAUGAUGCAGGGAUGAGGACAUGUGACAAAGGGAAAGAGCACAUCACUGCCUUUUGAAGGGUUUCACCAGAGUGAGCAAGUCUGCAGAAACUACUUUUUAAUGUUUUUGAACAGAGGUAGAGAUUAGGCAGCACACAAAAUCUGUUACUGUAUAGGCAGGAUAUAGAAAUGUAAAACGCAGCCACCUGCUUCCAUAUUAGAUAAAAAUACUUUGUAUGAAAUUAGAAUUUAAGAAAAGCUGUGUCAGGUUGGCCAUUAUGUACAGUACUAAUUACACUCUAGCAGCUCAUUAAAGCAGUUCUUUCCAAACUAAGGGCAGCUUUUAUCAAUGUGUUUGCUAGUGAUUGAUUGUAUUUUUUAAUGUCUGAAUCUGUGAGCUGUCAGAAAAAUGUUUGUUUUCCCUUUUCAUUAUCCCAGGAGCUUAAUCACCCAGGGAAAAGGCAUGAUCUCUUUCCUUGUUCUCUGACCAAGUGACAGACUUUCAAAGACAACAACAACCAAAUUAUUGACCAAACACAGCAACCAAGUCAUUGACCAAACAUAAAUAGUUACUGAGGAGCGAUCAAAUAUUCAGGCAUAUUGACAGACUAUCCGGAGAGGACAUCUCUUAUGCAGAGAGCUCUAUGGUAGGCCUUAGAAAAAGGUAGAAUUUAUUAGUGAUUCCUUUGGAAUUAAAACUAAAACCUUAACUAUCAAUAGGCUGGCCAUUUAUUUGUUAACAUUUUCUGAAGGUUGGUAUAUAAAGGUUCCUUUUACAUACAAUUGUCCAUUCUGCCUAUUGCUCAGAAAAAAAAUCACUGCUGUAUAUUUAUGGCCAAUAUUCUAAUGAAUACCAUUCUUUGUGUAUUAAUAAUCUAUAUAUUCUUGUUUGUGUUUAAUGUCUAAUUCCCCAAAACAAUAAUUGAGGUAAAUAAAUUGCCUUUCUGGU